Molecule: messenger RNA, 1652 nt
Organism: Peromyscus californicus insignis
Lineage: Eukaryota; Metazoa; Chordata; Mammalia; Rodentia; Cricetidae
Gene: Fancl
Product: FA complementation group L
Exons: 13
Coding region: 447-1577 (376 amino acids)
Biological process (GO): interstrand cross-link repair; protein monoubiquitination
Cellular component (GO): Fanconi anaemia nuclear complex; nucleus
Molecular function (GO): ubiquitin protein ligase activity
Source: RefSeq, a predicted model, not a curated record
UUAGCAGAGAAAAAGUUCACCAAGUCCAUCUUCAGUCUCUUAUGUAUUUGAGAGUGCACGGCAUCAGAACUGAUUUAGGGUUAAAUUGAAUCUCAACUGACAUGCAGGUCCUUCAAAUACAUAUAUCUGAUUAAACACAAUAUGCCACUCCCUACAUCCAGCACACAAUAUACAUGAUGAAUGAACACAAGAACAGGAGAGACUCAGGUUCAGGGUAAAGGGUGUAUGCUAUGUGAGCACUGUAGAAGCUUUCUCGGGGGAGGAGAGUCUGCCCUGGAGUUGCAGCAGUCUUCCAUAAAAUCAACAAGAGGGUUUUCUCCUGUUUUGUUUUUCUUACAGUCAAGGCCAGAAUAAUUCGCAUGAGUCAGACCGUGGCCUUGAGAGUGAGCUUCCAUCCCCUCCGUCUUUGGACUAGCUGACCCAGCUGAACUGGACUCUUCCCGCCAAUGCCGGUUCCCGCCCCCUCCCGCCGCAGACUGCGCAUGUGCGGCGGCCAUUCCUGUGCGCCAUGGCAGAGACUGAAGCUAACCUGUUGCGCCACUUCCCGCUGCUGCUUCCUCAGAACCGGGAGAAAACCGUGUAUGAGGGAUUCAUUUCGGCUCAGAUUACUGUGUAGCUGGCAACUGAAAAAUAUACUUAAUGAAUACCAUCAAAUAGUCCAACAAAGAAUGAAGCACUCUCCUGAUCUAGUGAGCUUUAUGAUGGAGUUGAAGAUGAUUUUGGAAGUUGCUUUAAAGAAUAGACAAGAUUUGUGUGUACAACCACCUUCUCGCAGUUUCUGCAUAGACCUUCUUAAUGAGAUAGGAGCUGUUGGUUGGGAUAAACUUGUGUGUGUGGAUACUUCCUUCAGUACCGUCAAGUUAAAAGCACACGAUGCUUCUGGUAGAAAGCAUGUGAUCACUGUCAAGUUGAAGGCAAAGUACCCUGUAGAGCCACCCGAUUGUGUUGUGGACUUUCCUGUUCCGUUUUCUGUUUCCUGGACACCACAGAGCUCCUUGGUCAACGUCCAUAGUCAGUUCAUGGCGGCAUUGGAGUCCCUGAAGACAUUCUGGGAUGUUAUGGAUGAAAUCGAUGAGAAGACCUGGGUGCUGGAACCAGAAAAGCCUCCCCGGAGUGCAACAGCACGCAGGAUUGUAUUAGGGAAUAAUGUUUCCAUCAACAUAGAGGUAGACCCCAGGCACCCUACCAUGCUUCCCGAGUUUUGCUUUCUUGGAGCUGACCAUGUGAUAAAACCGCUGGGAAUCAAGCUGAGUGGGAACAUACAUUUAUGGGAUCCAGAAAACAGUCUGUUACAAAAUUUGAAAGAUGUUUUAGAAAUCGAUUUUCCAGCUCGUACUGUCUUGGAAGAAUCUGACUUUAGCAUGGACUGUGGAAUCUGUUAUGCCCGUCACCUUAAUGGUGCCAUUCCUGAUCAAGUAUGUGAUAAUCCCCAGUGUGGACAGCCUUUCCAUCAAAUAUGCUUAUAUGAGUGGCUGAGGGGGCUGAGCACCAGCAGACAGAGCUUUAACGUCCUCUUUGGGGAAUGUCCCUAUUGUAGUAAGCCAAUUACCUUGAAAAUGUUGGUGAGAAAACACUAAAGAAAGAAUGAGACACACCUGUGAAGAGAUGGAAUCCUGAAGAAUUGGUUAUAAAGAAAACAACUGAUUUAUUUG